UUGGAACGCAUCAAAAUGGCUGCCCCCAGAAGGAAGAAGGCGCGAACAGUGGAAAAUGAAAAAGCUGAACCACAAAUUCUGUUUCCAGAAACCAAGAUAUUCAUUGUUGACAGGAAAAUGACAAAAUCUCGACAUGACUUUCUUCAGGCGCUAGCAAGGAGAAAAGGCUUUGUAGUAUGUGGCCAGUUUGGGUCAACAGUGACACAUAUUGUAGCAGAGGACCUGUCUACCGAACAGGUGAUGGAGUAUUUCCAGAAGAAAGGUGUGACCAGUCUGUACCCUGGCCAGGAACUCUUAAACAUGGAAUGGUUCACCAGAAGUAUGGAGGAGAAAAGGCCAGUUCUUUGUACUGACAGCCUCAGGCUGAAACCCUCACAGGCAUCUGUAUCUGUUGCUACAGAGGACAUUCCUGUAAGAAUGCCCAGCUAUGAAUGUCAGAGAAUCACAGCACUAAAGCACCACAACCACAGGUUCACUACUGCUCUGGAGCUGUUGGAAGAACAUGCAGGGUACCAGGGUGGUGGGCAGAGGGCAGACUCUCGAGCCCGGGGCUUCAGGAGAGCAUCCUGUACACUAAAAUCCCUCUCCCAUCCACUCACUAGUAUAGAGCAGGCCGGCAAACUGCCUAACAUUGGGCCACACAGUCUGGCUGUCAUAAAGGACAUCCUUGAAGAUGGUUAUUCUCAGGAGGUUCAGGACAUCUGUGAUGGAGACUUCUAUAACACAAUGCAGCUUUUCACAGGUAUUUUUGGUAUUGGAUGCUCCACGGCAAGGAAGUGGUAUGAAAAAGGGUUUCGCACGCUGGAUGACAUCAGGAAUGACUCCACUAUCACUCUUAGAAAGGACCAAAAAAUUGGACUGGAACUCUACCAGGACUUGAACACACCAGUAACUCUGGCUGAAGCUAACAUCAUCCAGGAGCUGGUGAAAGCAGAGGUGCAGAGACUGCAGCCUGGGGCAACUGUGGUGUUAACAGGGGGGUUCAGAAGAGGCAAGACUGAAGGGCAUGAUGUGGACCUGCUGAUCUCACAUCCCACAGAAGGGAAGGAAACAGGCUUGUUGUCUGCUGUACUGGCCAGACUCAGACGAAAGAACCUUCUUGCCUAUGAGAGCACAACUGCCAACACAUAUGAUCCAAGCACAGUGACCAAGAAGGAGUACACCCUGGAUCACUUUGAAAGAUGUUUCUCCAUCUUCAAGUUUGACAAGUCAUGGAUCAGUUCCAAACCAACAUCUCAGUCUCCACCUGGUGUGGUCAAACCAGGAACCAGCAACCCAGAUCUCCCACAUCAGGGGGAUAGAGUCAGCUUGGGGACAGCAGGAGGCUCAGAUGGAGAAAGCACAGCUGAGAAGGCUUGGGUUGGUCGGCGGGUAGAUCUGAUCAUUGCUCCAGCUAGCCAGUAUGCAUAUGCACUCGUGGGAUGGACAGGAUCCAAGUACUUCAACAGGUCUGCAAGGCUGUAUGCAGAGCGUGAGAUGAACAUGAAGCUUACCAGCCAUGUCCUGUAUGACCCAGUCAAGAAUCAGUACUUGUCUGCAUCCAGUGAGGAGGAUGUGUUCCGCCAUCUACAGCUGCCUUACAGAGAACCAACAGAACGGAACUGCUGAUAGGUACAUGUGCUGCCUCCUACAGACAAUGUGCAAAGUAAAGAGAGGUUUGAUAAUGCAUGCUGAAUAGCAUACACAAAUAUGUGACUUUUCAUUGAACAUAAUUUCCUUCAUAAGGCAUGUUUCCAUCUGUGAUACCGGUACUACCAUUGUUAUAGAGCAGUGGCACUGCUUCUGAUGUUCCUCAGUACCAGUGUUACAGAGUAGUUGUACUGCUGCUGAUGUUCCUCAGUACCAGUGUUACAGAGUAGUUGUACUGCUGCUGAUGUUCCUCAGUACCAGUGUUACAGAGUAGUUGUACUGCUGCUGAUGUUCCUCA
Molecule: messenger RNA, 1927 nt
Organism: Branchiostoma belcheri (Belcher's lancelet)
Lineage: Eukaryota; Metazoa; Chordata; Leptocardii; Amphioxiformes; Branchiostomatidae
Product: DNA-directed DNA/RNA polymerase mu-like
Exons: 12
Coding region: 16-1608 (530 amino acids)
Biological process (GO): double-strand break repair via nonhomologous end joining
Cellular component (GO): nucleus
Molecular function (GO): DNA-directed DNA polymerase activity; DNA binding
Source: RefSeq, a predicted model, not a curated record